This is a messenger RNA of Fomitopsis serialis, 1072 nucleotides long. RefSeq lists its product as uncharacterized. Gene Ontology annotation, cellular component: cytoplasm; ubiquitin ligase complex. The record is from RefSeq and is a predicted model, not a curated record. Gene Ontology annotation, molecular function: protein binding. The transcript is spliced from 3 exons. Bases 192 to 971 code for a protein of 259 amino acids. NCBI's taxonomy places the organism in Eukaryota, Fungi, Basidiomycota, Agaricomycetes, Polyporales, Fomitopsidaceae.
CGUCUCUUCGGUUUCUCAUACGACACGGAUUACUUCCGCGAACGUUCUGCAGCUGACUCUAGCCUCACUGUGGAUUCACAGACUGGGCCCACGGCGUGUGUGAAAGAGCGAGACUCGGUCGCUCUACACACGGCCUGCGCGGAAGCGAGUUCAAAGGCGUUGCAGCCACGCUGUGCUACCCGUGCUCGAUCAUGUCUCUACCCGACCAUCCAAACGCUACGACGACACAACCAGACGGCUCGCCCGCCUCUCAGCCUGUUGCGAUGCGCCGGUCUCGCUUCUUUUUGGAACCCGAAGUAGUCUUUCUCCGUGUGUCUGAUGAAGACAAGAGGGAAGAACGUUCGUUCAAAGUCCAUCGAUAUUUCCUCGAGCGCGACUCCGAGCUGUUUCGUGGGAUGUUCGCAUGCCCAACUGGUGCGGACGCGAGCUCUGAAGGGCAGACAGAAGAGACGGCAGUACAUCUGCCCGACGUGACGCCUUGCGAGCUGGAAUGCUUGAUGUCGUUUCUGUAUGAAGGAAUGUACGACCGCGUCAUAUCUCUGGCGGAUUGGGUUGCGUUGCUAUCCGUCUCGUCACGCCUGCUCUUUGACAAAAUCCGAGAGCGCGCUAUAUCGGCCAUCGAGGCGCACGUCCCGCCUCUGGAGCCCGCCGAGAGGAUCCUGCUUGCAACGAAACACGACAUCCCCCAAUGGUUGAAUCCCGCAUUCACAGAGCUUUGCACGAGGUCGGACCCCCUCAGCGACGCAGAAACGAGUAAACUGGGGGCGGAUAUCGCAGAGCGGGUGGAGCGGGCGAGGGACAUGGUGAAGUCGCGCGCGGGAUACGACCAGCCAGGCGGUGCUGGGUUCCCGAAGGCAUACCUCGGCUGUGGCUGUAAAGACUGCAGGGAGGCACGGAGUGAGAGCGUUCGAGUCAGCUAUGUGGACAUGGUCAAUAGUGUCAUCAAGGAGACGAUAUCUCUGCCAUCGUGAAGGCUGGCUCACCAUUCCUAGUCUAUCCCCAGUCUAUCAAUACAUGCAUCGUGCCCAUGUCGAGUCUUCAAUUCAUCAUUUUGCUUCCAUUGGUGACCUGG